GAAAUAUAUUAUGUUGGAUAGAAUGUUCUCCGUGUACAGGAGGGGAUAUCAGAAAGUGUAAAGUCCCAAGACUUGGUCGGCCCUGGAAGCCAGAUGAAGUCUGAAAGUGCCCCGCGUGUUCGCCUUUGUCGAGUAUGUCCAUGGACUAUCAGUACCCGCGAGAUCGAGAAGCUUGCUGCACGUGUUUCAUUGACGGUCGUUGAGCACUCGCAGCAAGGAUCCGAUUAGCCUGCAGGCAAAUUCUCUCCGUGAUAAACCUUGCGCUUCAUUGCGCUUGUUACUCUACCUCUCGCCUUUAACUGUUCUCAGAAUCGUCUCACGAGAAUCGACGGUUCUUUGAGAUCUUUAGUAUAGUGAUAUCCAAAACACUGGAUCAAGAAUGAAAAUCGCCACCACAUUAUUCCUCUUCGUAGUCGUCGGAUGUACGUGGCGAGAGGCGCUAGGCACGUGUGUGUUUCAAUCGGACUUUGGUUUUGUUCUAAACUGCGCUUUCAAAAAGUCCGGUCUCUUCCGUGUCAGAAAUCUCGGAGGUGUAAAGGGUUACGUCGGCCUGGGAUUUUCCAUUGGAGACGAGCUAGGCUUUGGCCAAUCGCUCUCCAAUUUGGAAAGUGCAAAAAGAAGAAGCGUGCAAUCGAACAGAGUCAAUGGACUUGCACUUAAUCCUGUGAAUACGGCAAACAACAAUCGCGAUGAACAAUCGCGUGCAGGCUCGGUUAAUACCCGCCAAGUAGUGCCGCCUUUCAAGCCGUUGCCUAUCGGUACGGCCCGCCCCAUGACCCAGCAACCUGAACAUCAGAAAUUGGUAGUGAACGCAACAACUCUUAAAACGUCACCAGCAGUGCUGUCGGCGAUGCAGCAAGAAGCGUUGCGUCAGCAUCACCAACGGAUUCAUCAAGAAACCAAGCUGAAGCAACAGCAGAGAAUACAACAGGAGGCGUUGGCGGUACAGAUAUUAAAACAGCAACGUCUGCAACAGCAGGAAGCAAUGAGACAGCAACAAAUACAGCAACAAAAGUUGCAGCAACAGCAGAAACAACAGCAGCAGCAAAUACUCGCGCAACGACAGCAGAUUCUGGCGGGAGAAAAGAAGGACCAACUGAUUGUGUCACCACAAAUGAUAGCGGUGGCUGGAGCGAUGCCGAAACUACCUGUCGUCGCCGCAAUUCCGUCAGUUGGUAUGGUCGAAGCCGAGGCCCUUCCAUCAUCAAAGGCGACGACUAAUUUAGUCUCGGCAAACGCUGGUUUACCGCCUUUCAUCGCGAUGCCGCAGUCGUCUGCGAAGCUCACGAACAGAAUCAGUGGUAGUGGCACGUUGCUACAGGACUCCGACAACGAAGUAUCAAAAGAUGAUUACACUCAGUUACCUUUGCCGAGCGACGAGAUGGCUGCUUCAGUAAACGAAAUGACGCUGCUCUCGCUGCAGCCCAUUUCUGCAAGUGAUGCUGGUCAAUCGCCUCUUCAACAAAAUGAAAAGCGACAGUCUUUGCCACUAACCAAUAGUUUACCUUCCUUGGCCCCCAUUCAAGGAAUGCAAAGCUCCUUGAAAGCUCUUGCAGAAGCAAGUAAUAUUACUCUAGAAGCCCUGGAAGCAGCGAUUCUUCUAAGACAGCAACAGCUUCUUAAAAAGCAACAGGGACCCACUACAAGUACCAGUACCACUACAACAUCCACACUCGCGCCCCUUAAAAAUAAAUAUAAUUCCGGAGCUACCAAAGUGAUGAAUGCUCCGCGUGAAUACUAUCCCGUUGGAUACGACAAGAAUUUCGACGACAACUUCGCAAGUCGCGUCGAUCUGCCGGAUACAAGCUUCUAUUGUGGCGAUCAAAAGCAUUUCCCGGGUCUCUAUGCCGACGAGGAUCUGGGAUGUAUGGUGUUCCACGUUUGCGCACUGACUGAUGACGGUCUGAUCAUGAAGAGCUUCCUGUGUCCGGAAUCGACGUUGUUCGAUCAAACGAUUCUGAAGUGCAACUGGUGGUUCUACGUAGACUGUAAAUCUUCAAAGAACCUGUACGACAGUAAUAUACCCAUCAGCAAGAGCUAUCAAUUAAUGAAGGCCCUGGCGUUCUUCUCAGCGUAUAAAAAUCACGACAACAGUACAAACAACGCGGAGGAAAGCGAAGACAAUUCUUGAGUCAAGCAGCAGAUUAAUC
This is a messenger RNA of Vollenhovia emeryi, 2150 nucleotides long. RefSeq lists its product as uncharacterized. The transcript is spliced from 8 exons. Bases 380 to 2131 code for a protein of 583 amino acids. Gene Ontology annotation, cellular component: extracellular region. The record is from RefSeq and is a predicted model, not a curated record. Gene Ontology annotation, molecular function: chitin binding. NCBI's taxonomy places the organism in Eukaryota, Metazoa, Arthropoda, Insecta, Hymenoptera, Formicidae.